AUGGAGGACGAGUUUCAGUUUCAGAUACAGCCGCCGUCGCUGCUCCUCAGCGGCGAAGCCUCCUCCGCCCUUCCGCUCGUUGCUCGCUUACGGUUCUUUGGACAACGCUGCCGCGGAAACCGCGACCCGCUCUUCGCCAUCAACGACGGCGUCCCCGCCGAGGCUCCUCCUUACAACUUCUUCUCUGAAGCGGCGUCAUCUUCUCUUCAUCACCAGCUACCAGGCCUCCUUUCUCUGGAGCUGCCUCAGAACACCGCCGUUGUUGAGUCCCCAAUGAUGAACCCUAGAAUUGAAACGGCGCAGUACGGGAAGCAGAGGCGGAGGCGGCAGCAACAGAGGCUAAGCGACAAGACGCGGUGUUUACAGAGGCUGCUCCCAUGGGAUGAGAAGAUGGACAUGGCGACAGUACUGGAGGAGGCGUACAAGUAUAUCAGGUUCCUCCAGGCGCAGGUCAGGGUACUCCAGUCCAUGCCCUGUGAAAGCGGCGGCCGCCCCCGCCGGCUUCAUGUGGUACAACAGCCAGCAUUGGCUGUGGAGAUUUGGGGAGGCUGAAUAGGCAGCAGCUGCUUCAGGUGGUGGUUAACUCUCCGGUGGCUCAGACGCAGCUUUACUCCAAAGGCUGCUGCCUCUACUCGGUGGAGCAGCUGGUUUUGCUGAAGAAGAAUGCUGAGAGAAAGGCUCUAUAUCAUCAGAUGAUGUUAGAAUCUUCGAACCCUAAUCCCUUCCUUUCUUGAAAAUUAUAUCUGGUGGGCCCCUGGAUUUUGAAAAAUACUCUUCAUCUUCUUGUUGGUGUUUUUGUUUCAGACUGAUUGAUCUGUUGAGGGCUUUUGUGAAUGAAAUGGUACUUUGUGAUGGAAGUGGCAUUAAUUUGUGUAGAUGGAAAGCAGAACUAAUAGUAGCUAAGUGAAACUGCAAAAAUAUGAGUAAUUAAAAAAGAUGAUCAG
This is a messenger RNA of Sesamum indicum (sesame), 944 nucleotides long. The record is from RefSeq and is a predicted model, not a curated record. Lineage: Eukaryota; Viridiplantae; Streptophyta; Magnoliopsida; Lamiales; Pedaliaceae.